This is a messenger RNA of Arabis nemorensis, 300 nucleotides long. Lineage: Eukaryota; Viridiplantae; Streptophyta; Magnoliopsida; Brassicales; Brassicaceae. The record is from the annotation of a GenBank genome assembly.
AUGCUGCAUCGGAUCCCCCAAUCGGUUUCUUAUCAGAAGAACCCUAGCUCCUUCGGAUACGACGAGCAAGAGCCGGGAAUUACGGUUUCAGAUUCCGAUCGGGAGUUUGAACUACGAGUCUCAAGCCCACCGGUUCUCAAGCGGUUGCGGCGGNGAAUUAAUACCGAGAAGUGUUCUGCGAAAGAUGAUAGAGGCGUGGCCAUUGAGGUGUUAGAUUGCAAGGAUGAUCGGGAUGAUGACAUCGAANAGUGGUCUUCUCCAGAGGAUUUUUCCAAUGGUAAUUACAUUUUUGAGCUUUGA